AUGAACGACCGCCCGAUGCAGACCGUCGUAUGCACAUCAGCCUUCACACGGCCAGCUGAACGAGUGUAUGGGCGGGUCCUCCACCGGUCUGCCGGUCGCAAUCCCAACACAGCAACGCCAGCAGAUGCAAAACAGCGCCAACCAGCGGCGCUUGUCGUCAUCUCUCGAGUCUCCAUCUCCUCCAGCUCCUUCUCCUCCUUAUCUUACAACAUUUUCGUGUGGACGACAGGACCAGAUUGCAGAAAUGUGCUCUAA
Sporothrix schenckii 1099-18 is the source of this 255-nucleotide messenger RNA. RefSeq lists its product as uncharacterized. The record is from RefSeq and is a predicted model, not a curated record. The coding region runs from base 1 to 255 and encodes 84 amino acids. NCBI's taxonomy places the organism in Eukaryota, Fungi, Ascomycota, Sordariomycetes, Ophiostomatales, Ophiostomataceae. The transcript has a single exon.